Messenger RNA from Magnolia sinica, 465 nucleotides. Its product is annotated as blue copper protein 1a-like. The record is from RefSeq and is a predicted model, not a curated record. Gene Ontology annotation, cellular component: plasma membrane. The coding region runs from base 1 to 465 and encodes 154 amino acids. Gene Ontology annotation, molecular function: electron transfer activity. The transcript is spliced from 2 exons. NCBI's taxonomy places the organism in Eukaryota, Viridiplantae, Streptophyta, Magnoliopsida, Magnoliales, Magnoliaceae.
AUGGGUUCUAAGCUAGUGUCAGCCAUUCUUAUACUUGUCGUCAUAGUUCCUACAGUUGCUUUGGCAACCGAACACAUGGUUGGAGAUGACAGUGGUUGGACGAUUAAAUUCGAUUAUGAAAAAUGGGCCGAGGACAAGGAAUUCCGAGUUGGAGAUAAACUCGUUUUUAAGUACCCACAGGGAGUUCACAACGUCUUCAAAGUGGACGGUACGGGCUUUAAGAACUGUGUGGCGCCGUCGGAUAAUGAGGCUUUAUCAACUGGAAAUGAUGUGAUCACCCUAGCAGCUCCUGGAAAGAAGUGGUACAUAUGUGGAGUUGGCAAUCACUGCGAGUCCGGGGGACAGAAGCUGGCCAUCAACGUCCUAGCCGCAGACCAGAAAUCAGCGGCCAACGGGAUCCUGACAUUUGGAUAUCAAGCAAUCACAGCGGCAGGGAUUGCAUUCGCAAUGUGGUUCCUAGUUUAA